AUUAACAUGUUAUUAGUUAUUUAUAUAUUCAAUGCCUGCAUUGCUUAUAUCAUCUAUUUUGUAUUUUUUGAUCUGUCCUUUUCUUUCAGUAUAUAAAAACCAAUUCAAAAUUAUUCUAGUCAGGUAUAAAUCACCUCCUACUAAAGUUAAACAAAUAAAACAAAAGUACUACUCAAUUAAUUAUGUAUAAAAAUAUGUAUAUCUACAACCAUGAAUUUGUAUACAUCCAAUUGAGUUUGAGGCCAUGAAUAAUGAAAUGGAUCCACCAAAGAAGAAACACCAUGUAGUUUGUAUUCCUCUCCCAGCACAAGGUCACAUAAAUCCAAUGCUAAAACUAGCAAAACUCCUUCAUCAUAGUGGCUUCUACAUAACCUUUGUCCACACAAAAUUCAAUUUUGACCGAUUGAUGAAAUCCAAUGGCUCAAAUUCCUUAAAGGGUCUUCCAGAUUUUAGAUUUGAGACCAUAUCUGAUGGAUUGCCAGCAGAGAAUCAAAGAGGAAUAAUGGACCUACCAGAUUUGUGCAUAGCAAUGCCAUUUGGUGGGUUGGUUUCAUUUAGAAAUCUUAUAGCAAAGCUUGUUUCUUCAGAAAAUGAAGAUGUGCCACCAGUUACUUGCAUAGUUUCUGAUGGUGUGAUGAAUUUUACUUUGAAAGUUGCUCAAGAAUUUAAUAUUCCUGAGUUCAUGUUGUAUACUCCUAGUGGUUGUGGUAUGUUGGGGUAUCUUAACUUUGAAGAGCUUGUCAAAAGAGGAUAUUUUCCACUUAAAGAUGAGAAGAAUUUAUGUGAUGGAUAUCUUGAAACUGAAGUUGAUUGGAUACCAGCAAUGAAAGGUGUUAAACUAAAAGACCUUCCCACUUUCUUUAGGACUACAAAUUCUAAUGAUACAAUGUUCAAUUAUAACAAAGAAUCAGUGAGCAAUGCAAUAAAAUCAAAAGGGAUAAUUCUUAACACCUUUGAAGAAUUAGAAUCAGAGGUAUUAGAUGCAAUCAAAAUCAAAUUCCCUAACCUCUACCCUAUUGGUCCAUUAUCAUUGCUACAUAAAAAAAAUUCAUCAAAUUCAAAUAAUCAAUUGGAGUCCAUUGAUUUUAAUUUAUGGAAGGAAGAUGUUAAUUGCAUAAAAUGGUUAGAUAAAAUGGAGAAAGGUUCAGUGGUUUAUGUGAAUUUUGGAAGCUUAGUGAUUAUGACUAAAAACCAAUUAAAAGAAUUUGCAUGGGGAUUAGCUAAUAGUAACUACAAUUUUUUAUGGAUUAUUAGACCUAAUCUUGUGGAUUGUGGGGAUGAGGUGAUAUCAAAUGAUGAAUUUGUUCAAGAAAUUGAAAAUAGAGGAUUAAUAUUGGGGUGGUCGCCACAAGAGAAGGUUCUAGGUCAUUCAUCUAUCGGAGGAUUCUUAACACAUUGCGGAUGGAACUCAACGUUGGAAAGUAUUUGUGAGGGUGUCCCAAUGGCUUGUUGGCCUUUUUUUGCCGAGCAACAAACAAAUUGUUUUUAUGCAUGUAAUAGAUGGGGGGUGGGAAUAGAAAUUGAGAGUGAUGUUAAUAGAGAACAAGUUGAAGGGCUAGUGAAGGAGCUUAUGGGGGGUGAGAAAGGGAAAGAAAUGAAGAAAAAGUGUGUUGAUUGGAAGCAUAAGGCUGAGGCUGCUACAUCAAUUGGAGGGUCUUCUUAUGAUAACUAUAAUAGUUUGGUUUUGCAAUUGAAGUUUGGUCAAUAAGUCACUUGGUUAAAGUUGAAUCAUGUGUUUAAUUUUUGUCAAAAAAUGUCAAUAAUAUCAAUUGCAUUGUAAAAUGACAAUAU
This is a messenger RNA of Trifolium pratense (red clover), 1791 nucleotides long. RefSeq names its product 7-deoxyloganetin glucosyltransferase-like. The record is from RefSeq and is a predicted model, not a curated record. Lineage: Eukaryota; Viridiplantae; Streptophyta; Magnoliopsida; Fabales; Fabaceae. The coding region runs from base 245 to 1708 and encodes 487 amino acids. The transcript is spliced from 2 exons. Gene Ontology annotation, molecular function: UDP-glycosyltransferase activity.